This is a messenger RNA of Xenopus tropicalis (tropical clawed frog), 4081 nucleotides long. It is a transcript of the gene gin1, whose product is annotated as gypsy retrotransposon integrase 1. Bases 280 to 1530 code for a protein of 416 amino acids. The record is from RefSeq and is a predicted model, not a curated record. Gene Ontology annotation, molecular function: nucleic acid binding. Gene Ontology annotation, biological process: DNA integration. Lineage: Eukaryota; Metazoa; Chordata; Amphibia; Anura; Pipidae. The transcript is spliced from 8 exons.
AAACACGCCCCGCGAAGAGUAUUCACAUGAUUGGUCUGGGAACAAGCAACACUAUGGGGCCUGUAUUAGGACAUUGUAGUGUGCUUUCUAAUGGAUUUCUCGUUCACUAAAGCUGCAUCUGUCGCAGACCCCAUGGUCUUUAGCAGAAGACAGUGAGCUUCACCCAGGGGGCAAAAGAGCUGGCCUAUAGUUAAUGUUAUGCGAGGUGCUGCAAAGUGUCAGCAGUGGUCGGCAAUGGAAUAGUGGAGCGAUAUAGCUCCAUUUUCCACCACAGCUUUAAUGGUAACCAUGGAUCUUCUGCAGGUGGCAGAGGAGGUGGUGGAAUCCAGUCCCAAUAAACUGGAGGAUAUUUACAGGCUCUUAGCGGAGGGAUCGUUUCCAUCAUCUUUCUGCUCCAUCAAGAAAAAAAACCUUAAACGAUACGCCAGAAAGUUUACCUUGGAAGGCGGCUGCUUAUAUUAUGUGGGAUCGAAAAAUGAAGAGAAACGGGAAGUGGUGGUGGAUCCAGAAAGAAGGCACCAAAUUUUCCUUGAAAGCCAUAUAACAGAAUCUGGCCAUCACCUAGGGCAGAAGAAAACGGCUAACAGGAUUCAAAGCAGAUAUUACUGGCUGGGAGUUGUAAAGGAUGUUAUUGACUGGAUCAAAAUAUGUGAGACAUGUCAAAAUGCAGAGCACCACAAGAACACACCCAGAAAAUGCAAGCCUGUGAAAGUGGACCGCCCUUGGGAGGUGCUGAGCAUUGUUUUUCAUGGGCCUUUCCCUCCAAGUUCUCAGAAGAACACCUAUGUAUUAACUGUAACAGAUUUUUUUACAAAAUGGACGGAAGCUGUUGCUUUGCCGAAUAAUGAUGCUGCACAGGCUGCCAAGGUUCUGGCUAAUAUGUAUUACAGAUACGGAGCUGCAAGAAAUAUUUAUUGCAAUCAAGGCUGGGACUUCUGUAAAGAGGUGAGCAGGAACUUGUAUGAGAGGUGGAACAUAUCACAGACAAUAACGUUGGCUGAAACAAGUGACCAUGCUGGUCUGGAUAAGAUGACCUUUGAAGGACUGAAAUCCUCCAUAAGGAUGGCAGUGAGUGACAAUCCAAGUGAAUGGGAUGAAUUCCUGGAACCAAUUCUAUUCACUUUCCGGACAUCCAUCAAUCCUGUAACAAAGUACACACCUUAUUUCCUGAUGUUCAGUAGGGAAAUACAGUUAUCAGGGACUGAAGCAAAUGAAGUUCCCAGUAGCCAAGGGCCAUCAACCCACAGUAACGAAAGUCUCCUCCAAUACACAUGUGGAGUGCAGGAGCAAAGAGCAGCAGUACGAGAAAUAGUACUAGCCAAUUUAUUAGCAACUGACAAACAGGAAAGGAAAAGUACACCAAGGCCCAAUAGAUGCUCGUCUGCAGCUUUUCAAGGGCAUGAUGGGAUUUUUGGCAGCAGUGCUGUUCAGCCCCUGAAAAAGUUCAAACAGACCGCUGUCAUGUCUUUUAAAUUUGAAAAUGUGUUGUUCCCUGAAGGAACUGUAGCAGUUGAAGAAGUGACAAGCUGAUACUGGGAAUGUUUAUCACAUACUAAAAAGGUGAUGACCAAAAUCAUUUUGAUGGCUGCACUGAAUACUUGCAUUCUAAAUGUAAGAUAUCCGAAAUGGAAAUGCAAUAUUGGCGAGUCAGACAACAUGGCUUAGCUUGAGGUUUUUUCUUGUUUUUAGAGAAAGAUAUUUGUCUGCCUUUUGUAAGCUACUGUCCUCGAGCGUAUAGUUAUGGAUAUUAAAGGGUAAAUAAACCCUACUUAUAAUAGGGUUUAAGUUCCAGUAAAUUUCAUAUUGCAGAUGAAACACAGACAGGGGCAUUUGUGCCAUGAGAACCUUGCCUCAGAAGGCAGUGCCCCUAAGGGUACCAGGUGUGGGAAAAAUACGCACCUGGUAACUUUUAGAAUAGAAUCUCUAAUUAUUAAACCAGAAAUUUGGCUCUUCUAGUGGAGAUAGCGAAAUUGCACUAGUGAUGCAACCCCCUCUAGAGCUGGAAAAAAAUGGCGGCAUCACAAAAGCUGCCUCAGGGCCACAUGGGGUGCAGAAUCACCCCUGCACACAGAAAUGAUAAAGUACACCAAAGCCCAACAGAUGCUUUUUUUUUGUAAUAUUUAAAAAGCAUUGGUUUUAAUUUUGUUUAACUUAAAAAUCUUAUCUUGUAUUUAGUAAAAGAAAUUUGUCUUGUACGUUCUAUAAACUACUGUCUUCAAACGAUCAUUUAAAAAGGUAAAGAAACCCUAUUUAUAAUAGGGUUCUACUUCCAAUAAAUUUCACAGUAUAUGAACUAGAAAGGGUUAAUACCCUUGCUUACAUUCACUUACAUUGUCAUUAAUAAAUGGGCUAUGAGCCCUUGCACAGAAUUUGUAUGUGCGCUGUUCCUACUUUUUAUUUAUAGUUUUUUGCUUGGUGUAUUGGCUAAGAGCAAAGGUAAGAGCUUUUCCUUUGCUGAACAUAAUCCCAUUUUUGGCUGUUUUUCCUAUUGGGAACUUUUAAAAAUGUCAGAAGCUGGUUUGCCUAGAAGUGGAGGAGCUGUGCAAUCUUACAGCACUACUGUGCAUGCCCUGUCCAUGCCUUGCUCCUUUGUAUAGCAGUAUCGUGUUCCUUCCAGCCUGCUUCUGGAUGGUAGUCCUUGAACCAUUAUUGGGGUCAGACUGGGCCACGAGGGCUCUGUGAGAAAUCCUGCUUUGCACCACUGCACAUGGCCUGGGGGGGGGGGGGGGUUGCUGUUGAGGGGAAUAAUGGGCACAGAAACCCCAUUCUGACACUGCCCACUGAUACUACUGGCGGGCCUGCCCUACCGAUAUCUGGCCUGGAAUCGGCCAGACAUCGAUCGGGCAUGUUAAAAAAUCUAGUGGGAUCAGGGACCGCAUCGGCUCGUUGACUUUGCCUAUACCCGUCGUUAUAAUUAGCCUGGAUUCUCCCGAUAUCGCCCACCCGUAGGUGGGGGAUAUCGGGAGAAGAUCCACUCGUUUGGCGACAACGCCAAGCGAGCGGAUCUGAAGGUGUAUGGACACCUUAACUUAGCUUUUCUUUUGGAACAGAGUCUGGCAUCAGUUAGUAUAAUGACACUCACCAGCACUUCCUGGCCUUUCCAACAAUCAUACGCCUGGUGCACAGUGUUCACUGAGGGAUCAGCACCCUCCAACAUGAACUGAAAUGUACACAAACACUGGCACAGUAAGGCUAUUACAAGCGGGGCAAUUACAAGCGGGGUAACCCUGCAUGUUUAUUAGGUGCAAACCAUGUAAAGUUUCAGGGCAAGCCCCUUCAUCUGACAAAUGUCUGGCGUUUGUGUACAUUUUUGGCAUCAGUUACACAAGCUUGCCCAUUAUGGGGGCUAGCUUCCCUAGUUUUUCAGAUACAAGCUCUCAACUAAUAAAUGGUACUGAAACAUCAUAUUGUAAUAUCUGUCAUUGACAAAAAGAGAUUCAUCUGUGAAUGGGGACUUUUCUCAAAGAAAGAGAACAAUCCCCAGGUAGGGGAUUGUAAUAUGAAGAAAUUGAAAGUCACUGAUAAAAGAAGAGUGCCGAGUGCCAUUUGUACGUUUCAGUCCCUGGUUUCAUAAAUACCUGCCCUGAUCCUUUUUGUUUAGAUAUGUGUGCAUUUUUGUGGACUGCAUUCAGGCACAGAAAAUCUGGAGACUCUGCCUUGAGGGUUGCUGUACACUCCCAUAGACAGGUUCUUUAUAUCGGGCUUCUUUAGGACUUUGUGUGCAGUACUUUAAAUAUCACUGCCUAUUUUGAAUCUCAGUCUAGACAUUACUGCCCUUUAAUAAACCGCUAGUAUGUCUGUAGCCUGUAUCCUAAUUAUACGCUGAAGGUUGCUGCUCCAUCUACAUAUUAACUGUUCUCUCUAAAAUAAACUUUUUUCUAUCCCAAGCCCAUCUGGUCUAUUAUCCUAGAGGAGGCUUAUCUGUUAAAAUAUUCUGCACAGAACAUUCCCUUUUAGAUUAUUUCAUGUAUCUGUCAUCUGUAUUGACUAAAGCCUUGCCCUUGUAAAUAUUUUUUUUUGUUUGUACUUGUGUAAAUAUUUCUAUAACAUCAUCUGAUGAUAUAAUAAAACCAUAAUGUGA